AUGGCAUCUCAUGCUGAAAUGACAGCAAGCAAUAUGCUACGUCUUCAAGGCUUUCCUAGUAAUAUGGGAAAACAAAGGAGUAGUUUUAUAUCCACAAGACACCCACCUUCGAGAAGGUCACGAGUGGUUCGACAUUGCCUGAACCUACGUCAUCUUUGCCGUUUACCUAAUCAAAGGGCUAUUGUUCCAAAUAUCCGACCAAUGCCUGCUCUCACUGCUGCAGUAUCCAGCGGAGUUAAUAGUCCAUUGAUAGAGGCAUCUGGUGAUGACAUGGGAUUAGUUUCAAGGAUUAUUCACUUUUAUCGCAAACCAUUUCUUCAAGAGAGUGAGGCCAAGGAGUUACUCAGGAAAGUGCAGGCAAAGGUUUCUUCUAAUAUUAUUGAUAUAAAGACUGAGCAAUGCUUCAAUGUUGAGUUGGAGGAUGCACUAGGUUCUACAAAGCUCGCAACACUUCAGUGGCUCCUAGCAGAAACUUAUGAACCUGACAACCUACAAACAGGGAGCUUUCUGGAGGAGGAAGUUUCUAGGAGCUCUUAUUGCUUCCUUGUUGAGGUUGGUCCCCGGAUGACAUUUUCGACAGCUUUCUCAACCAAUGCUGUCUCGAUUUGUAAAGCUCUAUCAUUAAUGGAAGUAACUCGCCUGGAGAGGUCUAGAAGAUAUCUUUUGUGCCUUCAGCCUGGUAGUGACCCACUUGAUGAAAGCCAACUCAACAGCUUUGCUGCUUUGAUUCAUGACAGGAUGACAGAAUGUGUUUAUCCUAGCAAGCUCACAUCAUUUCGGUCGGAUGUAGUUCCAGAACCUGUCAGUGUUAUACCAGUCAUGGAAAGGGGAAGGGAAGCACUGGAGGAAAUAAAUCUUAAAAUGGGUCUGGCUUUUGAUGAACAAGAUAUCAAGUACUACACUCACCUAUUCAGAGAUGACAUCAAACGCAAUCCAACUACCGUGGAACUUUUUGACAUAGCGCAAUCAAACAGUGAGCACAGCAGACAUUGGUUUUUUAAUGGAAAGCUUGAGAUAGAUGGAGAGACCAUGCCAAGUACUCUGUUUCAGUUAGUAAAGAGCCCCUUGAAGGCUAACCCUAAUAACUCUAUUAUUGGGUUCAAGGAUAACUCGAGUGCAAUAAAAGGGACUCUUGUAAAUCACCUACGCCCAGCACUACCAGGUUCCACUUCACCGCUAACCCUGAUGAUGUGUGAACUAGGCAUUCUGUUCACAGCAGAAACCCAUAAUUUUCCAUGUGCCGUGGCACCCUACCCAGGAGCUGAAACAGGUGCAGGUGGCCGCAUAAGGGACACACAUGCCACUGGAAAGGGCUCAUUUGUUGUUGCUUCAACUGCUGGUUAUUGUGUUGGAAACCUUCAAAUUGAAGAAUCAUAUGCACCUUGGGAGGAUUCAUCUUUUGCAUACCCAUCAAACUUAGCUCCUCCGUUGCAGAUUCUUAUUGAUGCUAGCGACGGUGCUUCUGACUAUGGGAACAAGUUUGGCGAGCCUUUAAUUCAGGGAUUUACAAGAAAUUUUGGUUCUAGGUUGCCAAACGGGGAGCGUCGUGAAUGGCUGAAGCCUAUAAUGUUCAGUGGGGCAAUUGGGCAGAUUGACCAUGCACACAUAUCGAAAGGGGAUCCAGAAAUCGGCAUGCUAGUUGUGAAGAUUGGUGGUCCAGCAUACAGAAUUGGUAUGGGUGGUGGUGCUGCCUCAAGUAUGGUUAGUGGACAGAAUGAUGCAGAGCUCGAUUUUAACGCAGUGCAGCGGGGAGAUGCUGAGAUGGCACAAAAGUUAUAUCGCGUGAUCAGGGCAUGUGUGGAAAUGGGAGAGAAGAAUCCAAUCAUCAGCAUUCAUGAUCAGGGAGCUGGAGGAAACUGCAAUGUCGUGAAAGAAAUAAUCUAUCCUAAGGGUGCUGAAAUUGAUAUCCGCUCAAUUGUUGUUGGUGAUCACACAUUGUCUGUGUUGGAGAUCUGGGGUGCUGAAUACCAGGAACAAGAUGCAUUAUUGGUGAAGCCUGAGAGCAGAAACCUGUUGCAAUCACUUUGUGAUAGAGAGAGAGUUUCAAUGGCUGUCCUUGGUGAAAUUGAUGGUAGUGGAAAGAUUGUUUUAAUUGACAGUGCUGCUGUGGAGCAUGCAAUGUUGAGUGGCCUUCCUCCUCCACCACCUGCUGUUGAUCUUGAGCUUGAAAAGGUUUUAGGAGAUAUGCCUCAGAAGACCUUUGAUUUCAAGCGAGUUCCUCGAUCGAGUGAACCCUUAGACAUAGCACCCGAGAUUACACUGAUGGAUGUUCUUAAGCGAGUAUUGAAGCUUCCCUCAGUAUGUUCAAAGCGUUUCUUGACCACUAAGGUUGACAGAUGUGUGACAGGUCUUGUGGCACAACAGCAGACGGUUGGCCCACUGCAACUACCACUUGCUGAUGUUGCUGUAGUCGCACAGACAUACACAGAUCUUACUGGCGGUGCUUGUGCCAUUGGAGAACAACCAAUAAAGGGUUUACUUAAUCCUGAGGCUAUGGCAAGGCUUGCUGUUGGGGAGGCAUUGACCAAUCUGGUUUGGGCUAAAGUUACAUCUCUUGCUGACGUCAAAGCAAGUGGCAAUUGGAUGUACGCUGCAAAGAUUGAUGGAGAGGGAGCAGAUAUGUAUGAUGCUGCUGUCGCAAUGGCUGACUGCAUGAUUCAACUUGGUAUUGCAAUUGAUGGAGGAAAGGAUAGUCUUUCUAUGGCAGCUCAAUGUGAUGGCGAGCUAGUCAAAGCUCCAGGAAAUCUUGUUAUCAGUGCUUAUGUGACAUGUCCUGAUAUAACCUUAACGGUUACUCCAGAUCUAAAGCUUGUGAAGGACGGGGUUCUGUUGCAUGUUGACCUGGCUAAAGGAAAGCGACGACUUGGUUGUUCUGCUCUCGCACAAGCGUUUGAUCAAAUUGGAAAUGACUGCCCAGACAUAGAAGAUGUCCCUUACUUGAAAAAGGUCUUUGAGGUUGUUCAAGAAUUGCUCAGCGAACGCCUGAUUUCUGCUGGUCAUGACAUUAGUGAUGGUGGGCUUAUUGUCACCAUUCUUGAGAUGGCAUUUGCUGGCAACUGUGGUGUUAACCUCAACAUAGAAUUAAAAGAUAAUGACCUUCUUCAAACACUUUUUGCGGAGGAGCUUGGUCUUGUAGUUGAAGUGCAUUUGGAUGACCUUGAUGUAGUGAAGCAAAAACUUCAUGCGGCAGGGGUUUCUGCUAAUGUGAUAGGAAAAGUAACUGCAGCACCAGAAAUAGAGCUGUGUGUUGAUGGUGAGGUGCGUUUGAAAGAAAGAACUUCAGAUCUCAGAGAUUUGUGGGAGGAAACAAGCUUUCAGCUUGAGGAGCUACAGCGGCUGAAAUCUUGUGUCAAGCUUGAGAAAGAAGGCCUAAAAAGCCGAACAUCGCCCUCAUGGCAUUUGUCUUUUACGCCCAAAUUCACGGAAAAGAAACUACUGUCUGCAUCCUCGAAACCGAAGGUUGCCAUCAUUCGGGAAGAAGGGAGCAACAGUGAUAGGGAAAUGUCUGCUGCAUUCCAUGCUGCUGGUUUUGAACCGUGGGAUAUUACAAUGUCGGAUCUCUUGAACCAAAAGGCUUCUCUAACGGAAUUCCGUGGGAUUGCAUUUGUUGGUGGAUUUAGCUAUGCAGAUGUUCUUGACUCAGCAAAAGGUUGGGCUGCAUCUAUCAGGUUCAACCAGCCCCUCAUACAGCAGUUCCAGGAGUUCUACAAUAGGCCAGACACAUUCAGCCUUGGGGUGUGCAAUGGGUGUCAGCUCAUGGCUCUUCUUGGUUGGGUACCAGGACCUGAUAUUGGAGGCUCGCUUGGUGCAGGUGGAGACAUGUCCCAGCCAAGGUUCACUCACAAUGAAUCUGGCCGUUUUGAAUGUCGGUUUAUCAGUGUGGCCAUAGGGGAUUCUCCUUCUAUAAUGUUCAAAGGUAUGGAAGGCUCUACUUUGGGCAUUUGGAGUGCUCAUGGUGAAGGGAGAGCCUUCUUCCCAGAUGAAAAUGUCUUGUCUGAUGUUGUCAAUUCAAAUCUGGCCCCUCUGAGGUACUGCGAUGAUGCUAAUAAUGUCACAGAGGUUUAUCCUUUCAACCCUAAUGGCUCUCCGCUUGGUAUUGCGGCCCUUUGCUCCCCUAAUGGAAGACACCUUGCUCUGAUGCCACACCCGGAGCGUUCCUUUAUGAUGUGGCAGUACCCAUGGUAUCCCAAGGAGUGGCAGGUUGAGAAGGGUGGUCCCAGUCCUUGGUUGCGCAUGUUCCAGAAUGCAAGAGAGUGGUGUUCAUAG
This is a messenger RNA of Triticum turgidum subsp. durum (durum wheat), 4266 nucleotides long. Lineage: Eukaryota; Viridiplantae; Streptophyta; Magnoliopsida; Poales; Poaceae. The record is from the annotation of a GenBank genome assembly.